AUGCUGCAGCUGCUGCUCUUGGGGACGGAGCGCGUAGAGAUCCAGAGAGAGGACAGGAAGGAUUACGCGCUGCUAGUGCAGGGACCAGUGACAGUGCAGGACGGCCUGUUUGUCUCUGUGCCCUGCUCCUCCUCCUGCCCACAGGGUGGCUGGACUGGCUCUGACCCUGUUCAUAGCUACUGGUUCUGGGAAGGGGCCAAUACAAACUGGGACACUCUGGUAGCCACGAACAACCCAGACCAAAAAGUGCUGGAGGAAACUCAGGGCUGAUUCCACCUCCUUGGGGACCCCCACACCAACAACUGCUUUCUGAGCAUCAGAGAUGUCAGGAAGAGGGACACAGGGACACACUUCUUAAGGUCCCUGACCCACAUGCCUGACAUCCUCAUCCUGGGGACCCUGGAGUCUGCUCCCCACCCCAGGACUCUGACCUGCUCUGUGCCCUGGGCGUGUGAGUGGGAGAUGACCCCCAUCUUCUUCUGGAUGUUAGCUUCCCUCACCGCCCUCCUUCCCAGUACUGCCCACUCCUUGGAGAUCAUUCUCACCCCACGGCCCCAGGACCACAGCAGCAGCCUCAUCUGUCAGGUGACCUUGCCUGGGGUCCAUGUGACCACGACGAGGACCGUCCAUCUCAACAUCUCCUAUGCUCCACAGAACGUGGGCAUCAGCAUCUUCCAAGGAAACAGCACAGCUGCAGCCAACCCCACCUCGGGGGAGGAGCCGGAGCUCCAUUUCGCCUCCCUCAGCUUGCACUGGCGGAGGACCUGGGAGCCUAAGGACCGGGAGGCCACCAACAAGCAGCACAGAGUACCAGAGAUCAAGAUCCAAAAGCGACGAUCCUCCUGGAGGGCCCAGGGCUUCUCUUGGGAGGGAGACCUCAGGGAGGAUUCCUGA
This is a messenger RNA of Galeopterus variegatus (Sunda flying lemur), 894 nucleotides long. Its product is annotated as sialic acid-binding Ig-like lectin 12. Gene Ontology annotation, biological process: cell adhesion. NCBI's taxonomy places the organism in Eukaryota, Metazoa, Chordata, Mammalia, Dermoptera, Cynocephalidae. Gene Ontology annotation, molecular function: sialic acid binding. The transcript is spliced from 4 exons. Gene Ontology annotation, cellular component: plasma membrane. The record is from RefSeq and is a predicted model, not a curated record.